AUGGCUGGCGAGGUGCCCCUCAACAUGAGCGACAUCGAGUUGGCCAUGCAUCCCAGUCGAUCAUUAGUGGCCAUGUACCAGCUUUCUUGCAAAUUAGAACGGAGGCACCGGAACCGUUGGCCUGAGCACCUUUCAGUCCCCUACAAACUCUUCACUGACCACGGCGGCCUGAACGAGAAGCGGAAGCAGCGAAGGAUUCGCACCACAUUCACCAGCGCCCAGUUGAAGGAACUGGAGAGGGUCUUCGCCGAAACCCACUACCCGGAUAUCUACACCCGUGAGGAGCUGGCCUUGAAGAUCGACCUCACCGAAGCCCGAGUACAGGUCUGGUUCCAGAACCGGCGGGCCAAAUUUCGCAAGCAGGAACGGGCGGCGGCGGCGGCAGCGGCGGCGGCCAAGAACGGCUCGUCCGGCAAGAAAUCCGACCCGUCCCGGGACGAUGAGAGCAAAGAAGCCAAGAGCACCGACCCGGACAGUACCGGCGGCCCGGGACCCAACCCCAACCCGGCGCCCAGCUGCGGAGGCGGCGGGCCCAGCCCUGCCGGGGCUCAAGGCAGCGCCGGAGCCGUUGGGCCCGGGUCGGAAGGGAACAAGGGCGCGGCGCCCCCCGGCUUGGCCGCAGCGGGUCCCGGGCAGGGCUGGGCUGGGGGUCCGGGCUCCAUCGCUUCCAUCCCGGAUUCCUUAGGCGGGCCCUUCGCCAGCGUCCUCUCCUCUUUGCAGAGACCCAACGGCGCCAAAGGCACUUUGGUGAAGGGCGGCAUGUUUUGA
This is a messenger RNA of Pseudonaja textilis, 768 nucleotides long. The record is from RefSeq and is a predicted model, not a curated record. Lineage: Eukaryota; Metazoa; Chordata; Lepidosauria; Squamata; Elapidae.